Lethenteron reissneri (Far Eastern brook lamprey) is the source of this 1357-nucleotide messenger RNA. Its product is annotated as protein HIRA-like. Gene Ontology annotation, cellular component: HIR complex; chromatin; nucleus. Lineage: Eukaryota; Metazoa; Chordata; Hyperoartia; Petromyzontiformes; Petromyzontidae. Gene Ontology annotation, molecular function: protein binding; nucleosome binding. Gene Ontology annotation, biological process: DNA-templated transcription; chromatin remodeling. The record is from RefSeq and is a predicted model, not a curated record.
UGACGUAAUUUCCGUCGGAGUCUCAACGGCUGUGGCCGUGGUUGGUUAGUGGAUCUGCGGCCUAGUCGUGAAUUCCUCCCUCUCUCCCCUCUCCCGUGAAGCCUCGGUCUCGCCUGGAUUCUCCGCCGAGAGAGAGCGGCCUCGGCCCCGCCAGAGCGGACGGGGGCGGCCGUGGUGGAUUUGCGGCCUAGUCACCAACUCCCCACGUCUCGAGAAGCCUCGGCCUCGCCUGGAUUCUCCGCCGAGCUAGAGCCACCUCGGCCCCGCCGGAGCGAGGAGGGUGACGGUGGGUCGGUUGCGGCCUAGUCACCAACUCCCCACGUCUCAAGAAGCCUCGGCCUCGCCUGGAUUCUCCGCCGAGCGAGAGCCACCUCGGCCCCGCCGGAGCGAGGAGGGUGACGGUGGGUCGGUUGCGGCCUAGUCACCAACUCCCCACGUCUCAAGAAGCCUCGGCCUCGCCUGGAUUCUCCGCCGAGCGAGAGCCACCUCGGCCCCGCCGGAGCGAGGAGGGUGACGGUGGGUCGGUUGCGGCCUAGUCACCAACUCCCCACGUCUCAAGAAGCCUCGGCCUCGCCUGGAUUCUCCGCCGAGCGAGAGCCACCUCGGCCCCGCCGGAGCGAGGAGGGUGACGGUGGGUCGGUUGCGGCCUAGUCACAAACUUCCCACGUCUCGAGAAGCCUCGGCCUCGCCUGGAUUCUCCGCCGAGGGAGAGCCACCUCGGCCCCGCCGGAGCGAGGAGGGUGACCGUGGGUCGGUUGCGGCCUAGUCACCAACUCCCCACGUCUCAAGAAGCCUCGACCUCGCCUGGAUUCUCCGCCGAGCGAGAGCCGCCUCGGCCCCGCCGGAGCGAGGAGGGUGCUGGAGUUGGUGUCGGCUCUGUUCUCUCUCCCCUCUCUCUCUCGCCGCGAUGAAGCUGCUGAAGCCGCCCUGGGUCAACCACAACGGGAAACCCAUCUUUUCCUUGGACAUUCACCCCGAUGGACAGAAAUUUGCAACUGGUGGCCAAGGGGAGGAUUCCGGCAAGGUUGUGAUCUGGAACCUGGCCCCAGUGAGGAGUGAAGCCGAAGAGAAGAACAACAACCACCACUCCACACGCGUGUUGUGCCAGAUGGACAACCACCUGGCGUGUGUCAACUGUGUGCGGUGGUCCAACUCCGGCUCUCUGCUUGCGUCUGGGAGUGACGACAAACUCGUCAUGAUCUGGAAACCUGCAACGUUCAUUGGGCCCAGCGCUGUGUUUGGUUCGGCCUCGUCACUGGUGAGCAGCACGGAGCAGUGGAGGUGCUGCUCCAUCCUGCGCGGACACACGGGAGGUACGUUGUGCAGGGGGCGGAGCUCUGGGGUGGUGGAGGGGUGA